UUCAUAUGGUUGGAGCCAAGAGGAUUUUAUUAAUUGGCAGGCUUAAAGGUUGCGUUAUCCUUGCUAUGGCGGAGGCAUUGCCAGUUGAUGGAAGAAUAACUGCAUGUGCAACAGAGCCAUAUCUUGGAGUGAAAAGCCAGGAAGCGUCUGAUUACUCAUCUCAUGUCAAACAGAUAAGUGUGAAAGUGGGACCCACAGCAGCCACUCUGGAGGAGUUAGUGGCUGUGGGCGAACACUUUGAUAUAGUUUUUAUUGAUGCUGCUCAAAGAAAUGCCGUUAACGACUACAACUUUGUCAUGGAUAACCACUUGCUGAGAAUGGAUGGAGUGAUCUGUGUGGAGAAUACUCUCAUGAAAGGACAAGUCUACCUGGAGAACAUAUCUGAUGAAAAUGUAUUAGCUGUCAGAAAAUUAAAUAAUGUAAUUAAUUCAGAUCCUCGCGUUGAGCAGGUUAUUUUACCUGUGCAAGGCGGAAUGAGUGUCAUCCGAAGGAGCCGUGCGCACGCAGAUAGGGUGAUUAAAUCAAAGAAAGAACUGGUGAAAGAUGAUGUCUUUUGGGGCUAUAACAGAUGUCACAUCCUUGAUCGCCUGCGUUUGGAUGGCAAAGUGGCCUAUGUAACAGGUGGAGGCCAGGGGAUAGGAAGAGCCUUUGCUCAUGCAUUGGGGGAAGCAGGUGCUAAGAUAGCCAUUGUUGAUCUGGUACUUGCAAAGGCAGAAGUGGUAGCAGAAGAGCUCAGCCUGAAAGGGAUAAAAAGCAUUGCAUUGGCAGCAGAUGUAAGCAAACCUGAAGAUGUGCAAAGGAUUCUGGAUGCGAUUGUAGCUAGGUGGGGCACAGUUCAUAUUGCCUGUAACAAUGCUGGAAUUAACAUGAAUUCUGCAAGUGAAGACACUUCACUAGAAGAAUGGGACAAAACUUUUAACGUUAAUUUACGAGGCUUGUUUUUGUGCUGCCAAGCUGCAGGCCGCAUUAUGCUGAAGCAAGGAUAUGGGAAGAUAAUUAACACAGCAUCUAUGGCAAGUUUAAUAGUGCCUCACCCGCAGAAGCAGUUAGCAUACAACGCCUCAAAAGCUGGGGUCGUAAAAUUAACACAGACAUUAGGAACUGAAUGGAUUGACAGGGGAGUAAGAGUCAACUGCAUUUCCCCGGGAAUUGUAGACACGCCGCUCAUCCAUUCUGAAGAUCUGAAGCCUCUGGUACAGCGCUGGCUAACAGAUAUUCCUGCUGGGAAGCUGGCUCAAGUGACAGACCUGCAGGCGGCUGUAGUAUACCUGGCAUCUGAAGCUUCAGAUUACAUGACAGGCCACAAUUUGGCCAUAGAGGGUGGUCAAAGCUUGUGGUAGAAAAGAACGGAGCAGCUUUCUUCGUUGUAGCACUUCUAAUGCAUGAGCACAAGAGUGGGAAGUAGACAGGAAAGAAUCCUGAUUCUCACCAUAGUCUACAAGCGAAGAUGUGCCCAGAGAAUUCUGAGUUCCUCGCAGAAUUGGGUUCUUUACAUGUAAAUAAAAUAAAAUAAAAAUAUAUCUUUUCAAAAGUGUGUGCAUAAAACACUUCAGAAAACAGAUAAGGUAGUUAAACCAGUGCUUCCUUGUUUAAAAUGUUGUUUGAAGACCUGUCUACUCAUCUAGUCUAGAAAUAAUUUUGUAGGAAAAAUGUAUGUAAUCCUUUAUUUUCACGAAUUUUUUGAGACUUUACAUUCUGCAUUCAAUCUUUGUGAAGUUAGUACUUAAAAGAAUGUAGGUAAGUUUACAAUAGCUAAGGCCUCAGCUGGUGUUUAGUUUAACCGGGGGAACAUUUUUUUUAAAGCAAACAUUAGUUGGUCUGUGCUGCAUGCUUUUUUGGGGGUGUUUUUUAUUCAUGUUGUAUCAGUGAUAUCUGUGAAUUGUUUAACUUCCCCACGCCUCCCUCCCGAAUAUUAAAUGUGACCUCACAAAAUAAAUUGAUUGCAUUUGA
Molecule: messenger RNA, 1950 nt
Organism: Caretta caretta (loggerhead turtle)
Lineage: Eukaryota; Metazoa; Chordata; Testudines; Cheloniidae
Product: D-threitol dehydrogenase-like
Molecular function (GO): O-methyltransferase activity; oxidoreductase activity, acting on the CH-OH group of donors, NAD or NADP as acceptor
Source: RefSeq, a predicted model, not a curated record